Perca fluviatilis (European perch) is the source of this 698-nucleotide messenger RNA. RefSeq lists its product as uncharacterized. The record is from RefSeq and is a predicted model, not a curated record. The transcript has 5 exons. Lineage: Eukaryota; Metazoa; Chordata; Actinopteri; Perciformes; Percidae. The annotation marks the transcript as partial.
CUUUAUUCAACAUGCUGUCACUGCAGCAUUGUAUGUUUUCUCUGCUGUUUCUCUCCAUUCUAACAGGUGUCAGCUGUGAAGAACUCACUUCAGUAGUGAAAGAAGAGAACAGUUUAGAAGGCAGCUCUGUUACUCUGUCCUACAGAUACUCCAAACAAGCAACUGGUGCUGAUGAGUUUUAUUGGUAUCGACAACAUCCAGGAAAACACCCAGAGUUCAUCAUCUCUCAUUUAGGAACAGGAACAACAAUGAAAAAUCCAAUCCCCUCGACUGACUCUGCAGUAGAGAGGCUGUUUAGUUUCUCAUUCUACUGCAGUGGAAGAACAUUGCUCAUCUGCUGUCUGUUUGGCUUUAACAACUCCAAAGACAUGUUGCUUUACCUGUUUUUACUUUUCUCUCCCUUUAUAGCCCUGAGUUCCAUGAACAGCAUAAAGCCAGAAAGUACUGAAGAACAUGUUGCAGAGGGCACGAACAUCAACCUGACCUGUACAUAUGAGAGUACUAUCUACAAUAUUCAGUGGUACCGACAAUACCAGAGAUCCAGACCAGAGUUCCUGCUCUACAUCACAGAGGGAGGAUCGAUUCAUCGAACUGGUUCUGAUUUCCAAGCUCACAUUGACAAAACAAAAAAACAUGUUAAACUGGAGAUCAUCUCAGCUAAGGUGUCUGACUCUGCUGUGUACUACUGUGCUCUGACG